GGAGGGCUGGGCAGUUUUCCCAUGCCACCGAGCGCGUCCACAGGUUGCGGAUAGUGGAACGUCCAGGAAGAGCUUAAACUCUCUCUGGUCAGUCGUGAAUAACGCCUUAGGCGGAAUAAACGACCGCGGACAGGGGAAUAAUCUUCUAUAAAAUUACAAACUAAAAUGGAGGAGAGUGAUAAAAAUAGAUUUACCCCAGGAGGUAAUCCAGAAAUGGUAAAUCCUCCCACUUCCUUAGAAGUGGCCGAGCCCCAAUCGGAUUCUGGGGGGGGCUCAUUAUUACUCGAUCAUAAAACUGAGCCGACAGUAAAAAACUUGGCUGUCGAAGAUACUCCUCAAAAGUCCAGUAAAAUAGAAAUCGUAAAUGAACUUACGAAAGAAUGUUCUGAAAGCGCCUCUUCUACAUUGGGCUCAUUAUUACUCGAUCAUAAAACGGACCCGGCAGUGAGCCAUUUGGCUGUCGAAGAUACUCCUCAAAUGUCAAGUGAAAUAAAAAACGUAAAUGAUUUUACCAAAGAAUGUUCUGGAAGCACCUCUUCUUUGUUGGGAGGGCUACAGAUUGACUUAAAAAUUGACGACGAAUUUUCGUCAAAAGGAAGUAUUGUUGAAGCAAUAGGUUUAGACAUAGAGAAGGGUGCAGAGAUCAAUUCCUUUAAGAGUUCAGAAACAAACUCAGCUGGGAUUGUAAAGACGAAAAGAAGGAAAAGGGAACGGACAGCUGAGAAAAAGGCUAGGAAAGCUUUCCUAAACGCUCAGUAUUUCUUAAGAAAGAUGGCAAAUAAAAAGGAUAAAGAAUUAACUGACAGGGACAGAGCUCUCAUCAAACUUAACAAAAAGAAGAUCUGUAAGUAUGUAGAUGAACUUAAGCAAAAGCAGAAAAAUAUAGAGACAAUUUCAGAAGAGGGAGAACCUUCUUCUUUCAACAAGUCUAUACCUACAAAAAAUCUUCAAAACACCUACGCUACAGAGGAAUCUCCAAAGUUAAAUAUACCCAAAUCGCCAAAUUUUGAUCUGAAGGCGGCAAAGAAAACAAGUUUAUUAUUACUCGAUCAUAAAACGGACCCGACAGUGAGCCAUUUGGCUGUCGAAGAUACUCCUCAAAUGUCAAUUGAAAUAAAAAACGAAAAUGAUUUAACAAAAGGAUGUUCUGGAAGCACCUCUUCUUUGUUGGGAGGGCUACAGAUUGACUUAAAAAUUGACGACGAAUUUUCGUCAAAAGGAAGUAUUGUUGAAGCAAUAGGUUUAGACACAGAUAAGGGUGUGGAGACCAAUUCUUUUAUGAGUUCAGAAACAAACUCAGCUGGGAUUGUAAAGACGAAAAGAGGGAAAAAGGAACAGGCAGCUGAGAAAAAGGCUAGGAAAGCUUUCCGAAACGCUCAGUAUUUCCUAAAAAAGAUGGCAAAUAAAAAGGAUGAAGAAUUAACUGACAGGGACAGAGCUCUCAUCAAACUUAACAAAAAGAAGAUCUGUAAGUAUGAAGAUGAACUUAAGCAAAAGCAGAAAAAUAUAGAGACAAUUUCGGAAGAGGGAGAACCUUCUUCUUUCAACAAGUCUAUACCUAUAAAAAAUCUGCAAAACACCUACGCUACAGAGGAAUCUCCAAAGUCAAAUAUACCCAUAUCGCCAAAUUUUGAACUGAAGGCGGCAAAGAGAAUAAGUUUUAGCAACAGAGAUGAAAACGUAGUGAAAAAAGCCAAAUUUUCGAAGGCCUUUGAUUCACCUGAAGACUGUCAGAUAGCCGUCAUUGAUCGUUCUCACCCAGGCGGUAAAAUGUCAGUCGAAAAGUGGAUGAAGGUAGAAUCGAAGAUUUUGUUGGCUAUUGCGGAAACUGAUAGUGGAAGUGGUGAUGAGGUAGACUUCAAUGGAGCGGGAUGGCAUAAAGGCGUCAAAGUCAUAAGAUGUGGUAAUAGAAAGUCGCGAGACUUCCUAACGCAAGUCAUUCGAGACUGCGACAAUAUAUGGCCAGGGGCGAAACUUGAAGUCGUACCAAAAUCACAUCUUCGAGUUAGAAAUAGAAUUUCAGUAUGGGUACCACCUCCAGUUCCGUCUAAUGACGAGACCAUACUGAAGAUAAUUGAGAAGCAAAAUAAGAUUCUUAAAACUCAAAACUGGAAGGUAAUCUCUUCCACAGAAUGUAACAAUGGUAUGGGUCUGGACUUAGUCCUAGCGAUAGACGACGAAUCUUUGAAAGCUUUAAAAUUGUCGGGAGGAAGCAUCAAAUUCGGGCUAGGUAGCUUGAAAACUAGACUUCCUCGUGACAAAGAUAGCAAAGAAUCUAGCAAUUUUACCGGCGGUGUCCAUUAGCUGCACCACGGCUGUCAGGGACUAACGCUUUAUGUAAUGGCGUUGAGUGUGGUCUUAACCUAAAGACCAUGAUUUCUAAAAGAGAUUAAUUUCAGAAUAAAGCACAAAUAACUUGAAAGUGAUAACCUGUGGAAACCAAGGCAAUGUGAUGCUAUCCUUGACAUCCGCAAGCAUACACGAAUGAGUCACCACGAUUUGAGUAGCAGAGGCAAGACUGAAAGAGACUUUUAUUCAAGACUUCAUCCAUCCUAACAGAAUACGUACACAGUUAUAGAACAUCGACAGCUUUAACUGAUGGAUUCUUAAACAACAAUUCUUUAAAUUAAUAGGGGUAUCGGGUCGACGAGAACUUUUUAGAUUUCAUUUAUGAUGUCGUUUU
Molecule: messenger RNA, 2683 nt
Organism: Chrysoperla carnea
Lineage: Eukaryota; Metazoa; Arthropoda; Insecta; Neuroptera; Chrysopidae
Product: DNA ligase 1-like
Exons: 4
Coding region: 166-2304 (712 amino acids)
Source: RefSeq, a predicted model, not a curated record